Vicia villosa (hairy vetch) is the source of this 393-nucleotide messenger RNA. Its product is annotated as S-protein homolog 29-like. The record is from RefSeq and is a predicted model, not a curated record. The transcript has a single exon. Bases 1 to 393 code for a protein of 130 amino acids. NCBI's taxonomy places the organism in Eukaryota, Viridiplantae, Streptophyta, Magnoliopsida, Fabales, Fabaceae.
AUGCAGAACGUUCACGGUGUUCAUGUGAAUGUUGUAAACUCAAUUGACGGUCUUUUUAAUAAAAUUCAUGUCAAUAUUGUUAAUUCUUUAGAAGGCAAUUUAGAUUUAAAUCUUCAUUGUAAAUCUAAAGAUGACGAUCUUGGAGAUCAUCUUUUACAUCAUGGUGAAAGAUUUAGUUUUAGUUUCCGUCCUAAAUGGUUUGCUAAAACCUUAUUCUUUUGUUCCUUUGUAUGGAAUGGUGAAUUACAUUGGUUUGAUAUAUUUAUAGAUUGGGACAUGCCGAGAGCAGAUUGUCAUAGUUGCAAUUGGAAUGUAUACAAAUCUGGACCAUGUAGAACUCCAGAGUUGCCUACAGAUAAACCUAUUUGCCUUCCGUGGAAUAAGCCACAAUGA